CAAUCCUUCCUCUUCCUAACGAUAACAUCGAAAUCCAGGGAAUCGACAAUUCAAAAUGUCUGCCCCUGAGCCUCAUCCCGUUGAAUCGUCCGCUUCUGGACAAAAUCCAGCUCAAGAAAUGGUUGAUGGUGUAAAACAAUUAGCCAUCAAUGCACAGCAGAACAAAGAUACAAACCCUGCAUCAGCAAAUGAUGCUAAACCAAAAGGACAAAAGAAAGAAAAGAAGGAAAAGAAAGCAAAAGGUGGUGAUGAUUCCGUUAAGCAACCUCUUGAAUUCACACCUACUCCAGAUUUCUUUGCACAUCGUUUAGCUCUUUUCGACAGAUUGAAGAAAGAGCAAGAUGAUGAACGGGCCAAACAAGACAGAAAAGAAAUCACAAUCACACUUCCUGAUGGCAAGGAGAAGAAAGGCACAGCUUUUGAAACCAGCCCCAUGGAAGUCGCCAGGGAGAUCAGCAAAAGUUUGAGUGAACGUAUAGUGAUCUCCAAAGUGAAUGGUGAUUUGUGGGAUCUAGAAAGACCUUUCGAGAAAGAUAGCUCUGUGGAAUUCUUCGACUUUGAAAGUCCAGAAGGAAAGAGAGUCUUUUGGCACUCCUCUGCUCACGUUUUGGGAGAAGCAGCGGAACGUCAUUAUGGUUGCCAUCUCUGUAUCGGUCCUCCCACCGAAGAUGGUUUCUUCUACGAAAUGGGAAUGGGUCUCAGUCAAGACCGCUCCGUUCGUCCAGAAGACUUUACACAAUUAGAAAACUUGAUCAAAUCAGCUAUCAAGGACAAGCAAAAGUUUGAACGAGUCAUUGUUUCAAAAGAAAAUCUUUUGGAGAUGUUCAAAUACAACAAGUACAAACAACACAUCAUCUCCUCAAAGAUCCCUGACGGCACUUCCACAACCGUAUACCGCUGUGGACCUAUGGUGGACUUGUGUGUUGGCCCGCAUAUUCCUCACACUGGUAGAAUCAAGGCAAUGUCUAUCCUAAAGAACUCCGCCUCAUACUUUUUGGGAGAUCAAAACAACGAUUCGUUGCAAAGACUGUACGGUAUCUCCUUCCCGGACACCAAGCAAAUGACAGAAUACAAACAAUUCCUGCUAGAAGCAGCAAAGCGGGAUCAUCGAAAGAUCGGAAAAGACCAAGAGCUAUUCUUCUUCCACGAGAUGAGUCCAGGAUCUUGCUUCUGGUUACCGCAUGGAACACGAAUUUACAAUACCCUUUUGGACUACAUGAAAUCGGAAUACCGCAAGCGUGGAUUCACUGAAGUUAUUUCGCCCAACAUGUACAACAGCAAGGUUUGGGAGACAUCAGGACAUUGGCAGAAUUACAAAGAUGACAUGUUCGUUUUACCAGUCGAGAAGGAACAGUUUGCCUUGAAGCCAAUGAACUGUCCUGGACACUGCUUGAUGUUUGGGUCCCGCGAUAGAAGUUAUAAGGAGCUACCGAUGCGAUAUGCAGAAUUUGGUGUCAUUCAUCGUAAUGAAGCAAGUGGUGCUUUGAGCGGUUUGACCCGUGUGAGAAGAUUCGUUCAAGAUGAUGCCCACAUCUUCUGUAUGUCAUCGCAGAUCGAACAUGAAGUCAAAUUGUGCUUCGAUUUCUUGCAGGCCGUUUAUGGCAAGUUUGGCUUCACCUUCAAGUUGGAAUUGAGUACUCGUCCGGAGAAGUACAUUGGUGAUAUUCAAGUAUGGAACGAUGCGGAGAAACGAUUGGAGAAUGCAUUGAACGAAUUCGUUCCUGGCAAGUGGGAAAUGAAUCCUGGAGAUGGUGCUUUCUAUGGUCCAAAGAUUGAUAUCACAAUCUCAGACGCAAUGAGAAGAGAAUUCCAAUGUGCUACCAUUCAAUUGGACUUCAAUUUGCCUAAUCGUUUCAACUUGAAAUUCCGUACUUCUACCGAUGCAGAAGGUACAGAAUUCGAAAGGCCGGUCAUGAUUCAUCGUGCCGUUUUGGGAAGUUUGGAACGUUUCAUUGCCAUUUGUACAGAGCAUUUCGCCGGUAAAUGGCCAUUCUGGAUGAGUCCUCGUCAAAUCGUCGUCAUUCCCGUCACUCAAUCGGUUUACGGAUAUGCAGAAGAAGUUCAACGUAUGUUUAAUGCACAAGGAUUCUUUACAGAUGCAGACCUUACAUCUGAAACAUUGAAGAAGAAAGUCUUGCGUGCUGAAACUGGUGGUUAUAAUUUCAUCUUCAUUGUUGGUCAUGAAGAACAAGAAAAGCGUGCUGUUAAUGUUCGUAACGGACAUGCUACUUCCGCUACAAAAGGACGUGAAGAAGUGAUCUCUCUAGAUGAUGUCUCACGUCGAUUGCAAAAUUUGAAAGAGACAAAAAAGAUUGAGAAUGAACUGUAAUCUACCUUCCAUCCAUAGUCAAUACUCUUUGAAUAAUAUACAUUAUUUCUUCUAAUCAU
Messenger RNA from Meira miltonrushii, 2388 nucleotides. RefSeq names its product threonyl-tRNA synthetase. Gene Ontology annotation, biological process: threonyl-tRNA aminoacylation. The transcript has a single exon. The record is from RefSeq and is a predicted model, not a curated record. Gene Ontology annotation, cellular component: cytoplasm. Bases 56 to 2329 code for a protein of 757 amino acids. Lineage: Eukaryota; Fungi; Basidiomycota; Exobasidiomycetes; Exobasidiales; Brachybasidiaceae. Gene Ontology annotation, molecular function: threonine-tRNA ligase activity; ATP binding.